Molecule: messenger RNA, 312 nt
Organism: Euleptes europaea (tarantolino)
Lineage: Eukaryota; Metazoa; Chordata; Lepidosauria; Squamata; Sphaerodactylidae
Gene: GLRX
Product: glutaredoxin
Exons: 2
Coding region: 1-312 (103 amino acids)
Source: RefSeq, a predicted model, not a curated record
AUGGCGCAGGAGUUUGUGAGCAGUAAGAUCCGGGGCGAUAAAGUGACGGUGUUCGGGAAGCCUGCCUGCCCUUAUUGCCACAUGGCGGUGGAGUUGCUGGAGGGGCUGGGCGUCAAGAACCUGGAGUACGUCGACCUCACGACCCGAGCGGAUAUGGCCAACAUUCAGGACUAUAUGCUGCGCACCACCGGCGCCAGAUCGGUCCCUCGCGUCUACAUUGGAGAAACAUGUAUUGGUGGUUAUGACAACCUGAAAGCUCUAUACGACCGUGGAGAACUCAUUCCAAAAUUAAAGCAAAUUGGUGCAUUGUAG